Messenger RNA from Rana temporaria (common frog), 1659 nucleotides. RefSeq lists its product as uncharacterized. The record is from RefSeq and is a predicted model, not a curated record. The transcript has 2 exons. The coding region runs from base 1 to 1659 and encodes 552 amino acids. Gene Ontology annotation, biological process: activation of innate immune response. Lineage: Eukaryota; Metazoa; Chordata; Amphibia; Anura; Ranidae. Gene Ontology annotation, molecular function: RNA binding; double-stranded DNA binding; zinc ion binding.
AUGAGAGAUCCGCAUUACUACCUUCGGGAAGUAGAUGCGAGAGCCUUUGUAAAGGCUAAGAGCGAAGACGUCGAGGAACAAGGAAGGAAGCCGCCUGAAGAACUCCCGAAGCGACUUCCAGACUUCUCGAAGAUGGGGAAAAGCCAGAAGAAGACUGAUAAAGUGACCGAUGAGACGAAGGAGACCGCUGAGAUGAUGAGGAAGAAUCCUGCCCCAGCCACUUCCUCCGAGACCGCCGAGAAUGUCUCAGCCUCUACCUCCACCUCCAUCCCGGCCGGCGCCAGCCAACCGAGACCAGCGAAGCCGAAACUGCCUGCAGACGGGCUGCCAACCUUGGAGCCCUGGAUGAAGCAGACGGUCGUGCUGCAGCUGAAAGAGGUGAACGGAAGAGUCCCUGACAUGACCUCGGAGAUCUUCGGAAAGAAGAUGAUUCUGGAGCAGGGCUUCAGCAAAGCGGAGACGCUUUCGGUGCAGUCCUUCGCAAGAGGGAUCUUCUACAUCACCUUUGGGUCUUUCCAAGUCUGCAGACGAUACUGGGAGAUGGUGAAGACCAGUGGCCCUGAAUCCCCUUUUCGGAAGUUCGUUGCGAACUGCCCUAUAACACAGGACGAGAAGUGGGUGACGGUUGCCAUGCGGAAUCCCCACACCCAAAGCAGAGACAUAACCACCUACCUACAGAGGUUUUGCACCGUGGUAAAGGACCCAGUCCGAAUCCUUGAUGUCAACGGCUUCUGGAUUGGGAAGUGGUCUGUGCUAUGCAAGCUCAGGAAAGACCGUUCGGGGGACUUACAGCACCUGCAGGCGUGCUUCUCGCUAGGAUCAUCUGCAGGACACCUUUUCUACUCUGGGAUACCCUACAACUGCAACAGAUGUGGCCGUCCCGGACACAUGGGAAAGGAGUGUACAGAACUUGCUUGCAAGAUCUGUCGGGUUACAGGCCACGAGACCAAGGACUGUCCUAGGCCCAAAGCCUGCAACCUCUGCGGAUUGCCAGAGCACACCUUCAGGCACUGCCCCCAAAGAACCCGGACCUAUGCUGGAGCCCUGAUCCAGGGUAAACCAGCCUCCAGCUCUGGGAAGAAGCCGACCGAAAGCAAACCAAAAGAGCCUCGGAAGGCCACAGAGCUAUUCGCCCAAAGCAUCAGACGGAACCCAGAGAUCAGAGGGAUUACCGCACCAGGACCGGAAAGACGGGAGGUCAAGUGCUCGCUCUACAUGGAUGACGUGACGGUGUUCUGUGCCGAUCAGCGCUCCAUCGACACACUCGUCCAGACGUGCGAGGACUUCGGCCAAGCAUCGGGGGCAAAGGUCAACUGCGGGAAGUCGGAAGUCAUGCUCUUCGGAAAAUGGUUCCUGCCUUCUUCUGCACCCAUACCGUUCAGCCUCAAAGCGGAUUUCAUCAAAAUUCUUGGAGUCUGGUUUGGAGCGGAGGGCGCAGCCCUGAAGUCCUGGGAGGAAAGACUGGCAAAGAUGAGACAGAAGUUUGGACUUUGGAGCAACAGAGUACUUACCAUCGAAGGGAAAACACUGGUACUCCGCAGCGAGAUUCUCCCUGUGUUGCAGUACCUCGCCCAGGCCUGGCCCCCCGGGACAACACCUGCAAGGCCAUCACCAGGGCGGUGUUUCACUUCAUCUGGGGCUCCAAAAUGGACAGAGUAA